AUGGCCCCUUUCCCGCUUCCGCCAAUAGAUUUGCGCUUCCGAACACCAAUCCGAAUCCUCCAUCCGAGUUACACAACCCCAACUAAUGGACUGCUAUCGUUCCCACGUGUCGAUCGUGUACAUGGCAGGCACUUCUACAUUUGGCCAAGAUUUGGUGUACACUAUGGAACGGCUCUACUUGCCUGUCAAAUCGUUGCUGGUAAUGCCUUCAAUACCGGGCGAUUGACCUUCGAUCAGGCAGGUCAACGGCUAGUGGAGCUGCUAUCAGACAACAUCUUAACUGAGGAGGUCUACUACUUCAUGGUUGGCGGUGGUCCGAACCAGUAUCCUAUUCUACCCAUCUUCCGAGAUUGGGAAUUUCCUCAUGGUCUUAUCCCAGAUUCCUGGCCUCAACUAUCUACCACCCCUAACACUACUCGUUGCGCGAUCAGUAAUUUUUCUUUUCCUGUUGAGGGCGCUCAUCUCGUCCCAAAGAAUGAGUUUCUCUAUAUGGAACCACGAUGGUUUAGUGAUAAUAAUGAUUCGGUUAAUAUCGCACCGCUUAAGGCCGAUCUACGUAAGUGUUUCGAUGCCCAAUGGUUUGCUAUCGUGCCAAAGGUCAUAGAAACUACGACUGCUCAUUCUCCUCGAUAUGUUACACAUAUUCUUCAACGGCAAGCAGCUGAAGUCUGGCCUACAUAUCAUGAUACCACCGUCCAAUAUCUCGAUUCGGCCGCCCAUCCUUAUCUUUUUGCACGUUUCGCUUGGGCAAUCCUUCUUCAAGUCAAACCCUUCAUCACCGCCGGCUUUUCACGUCACGUCAUUCGAAUCUCGACGAACGGCGAAGGCAAGACAGAAUACAAACUGGAGCACCUCAGCGGACUACAGCUUCAGAAUUAUUACAGUGGCGGUGGACCACAAGGCGCAACCCCAAAGAGAAAAUCAAAAACGGAUACUGUGGCAGAUGAGGAUCAUUUUAUGGGGCCGUCUGGCGAAGACAGUGAUGUUAAUAUGGAUAAUGACUGGGAGGAUACGAUGGAUGAGCGGCAACAGGCGGGGAAAGGAGAGAAGAAAUCAGACAUCGAGCGAAUCUAUGGUUGA
This is a messenger RNA of Cladophialophora psammophila CBS 110553, 1080 nucleotides long. RefSeq lists its product as uncharacterized. The coding region runs from base 1 to 1080 and encodes 359 amino acids. Lineage: Eukaryota; Fungi; Ascomycota; Eurotiomycetes; Chaetothyriales; Herpotrichiellaceae. The transcript has 3 exons. The record is from RefSeq and is a predicted model, not a curated record.